Astrephomene gubernaculifera is the source of this 2631-nucleotide messenger RNA. The record is from the annotation of a GenBank genome assembly. NCBI's taxonomy places the organism in Eukaryota, Viridiplantae, Chlorophyta, Chlorophyceae, Chlamydomonadales, Astrephomenaceae.
CUCCCCCGGCUGCAGCCGCGCUGAGGCGCGAGCUAGAGUUCGUAAAAUCGCUCCUUAAAUCAGGCCGCAGCGUUGACGAAAUGAUGGCUGCAGCCAAUGCCGCCGCGAGGGUGGCGGCGCGCGCUGCGGAAGAAACGAAGCGCAACAUGCAAAAGGGGGAGACCGAGCUGACCCUGCGCGGUCUGCCCACCGGCGGUGAUUGGGACUGGCGCGCGCUCAAGAAGUGGCUGCAGAGCCGCGGGCUGGCGCAGCGCAGCAUCAAGUACACGGCCAAGGAGGUGGCGCUGGAUGUGGGGGUGGUGCGGUUCGCCAGUGAGGCGGAGUGCAGCACCGCUGCCGACCUGCUCGCCACCGCGGAGCCCCCGGUGCGCGGCACCACCGUCACCGUGGAGAAGGGCCUGGCGCCCGAGUACGCGAACAAGCAAUCUCGCAAGCGGGGCCGGGAGGGCGAGGAGGAGGCGGCUGCGGGCGGUGCUGCUGCUGCUGCGGGUGGCGGCGGCAGGGGGGUGGUGGGGGCCAGCCGGGGACCCAAGGCCCCCCGCUCCGUCCCCGACGUGUGCGAGGCGGUGUGCCCCUGGUGGCGGGUUCCCUACCCGCGCCAGCUCUCCGACAAGCACCAGCGCAUCGUGCUGGCUCUGCGGCAGAUCACGGCGGAGGUGGACCGCAGGACGUACGGAGCAGCCAAGCCCGAGUGGGUGCGCGCGGCUCGCGGCAAGGCCGACUCCGCUGCUGGGGGUGCGGGUGAUAAGGGCGGGGCCAGCAGCAGGGGCGGCAACAAGGGCGGCAGCGGUGGCAGCGUCAACCCCAACGGCGGUGUUGCCUCGGGUCUGUGCUGCCCGCUGCUGGGCAUCCUGCGCGCCCCCGCCAUCGAGCGCUACCGCAACAAGAGCGAGUUCACUGCGGGGCUGGACGAGGCGGAGCAGCCCAGUGUGGGCUUCCUGAGGGGCGCAUUCCAGGACGGCAUCACCUGCGUGGGCAGCCCCGCCGCCACCCGCCACACCAGCCGCGCAGCCGUCGCGCUGGCCGCCGCCGCCGCGGAGUACAUUCGGGGCGCCUCCGCCUUCCCUGUGUACGACAAGCGGCGGCACGAGGGCUACUGGCGCCUGGUGCUAGUUCGCGAGGGCAGCAACAAGACCUUCCUGCCAGUGCCGCAGCCAGCACCCGCGCCCGCGCCCGCAGCUGAGGAGUCGGCUGCUGCUGCUGCUGCUGGCCCGGUGCUGGAGAACCCCACCUUUGCCAGCUUGGACCCCUUCACCUACCUCGUCACCUUUGAGCCGCAGCAGCAGCCGGCGGCAGAAGCAGCAGCAGCGCAGGAGGCGGGAGCAGCAGCGGCGGCGGCUGAGGAGGGGGCGGUGAAAGAGGAGGUGAUGGAGGAGGCAGCAGCGGCGGCGGCUGAGGGCGGCAGCGGCGGUGCUGCCGGCAUGCACGUGUCUCAGGUGUCGGAGGCGGAGGCGGAGCAGCCCCCGCCGGAUGAGGUCAUGGUGAUGCUGCAGGUGAACCCCCAGUUCCCUCGCGCCCAGUCCGACCCCGCUGCCGCCGCCCGCGAGCUGCGCGCCAUGACCGCCGCCCUGCGCUCCGCCGCCUCCGCCGCCGGCCUGCCUCUCACUACGGUGCGGGUGCAGUACCACGCGGGGGUCAGCAACGCGGCGCCGUACGACGCACCCAUCACGGAGGUCCCCUCGGCUGAGGCGGUUGCGGCCGCAGCUAGCAAGGGCAAGGGCAAGGAGGAGGGGGAGAAGAAGGAGGUGGCGGAGGAGGCUGGUGAGGUGGAGGCGGCGGUGGUGGCGGCCUCGGGUCCGGGCUUCAUCCACGACUCGCUGUGUGAGCUCAAGUUCCGCAUCUCACCCACCGCCUUCUUCCAGGUCAACUCCCCCGCCACGUGUGUGUUGUACAAGGUGGUGGGCGAGUGGGCGGCUCCCUCCCCCGCCACCCUGCUGCUCGACAUCUGCUGCGGAACGGGGACUAUCGGCCUCACCAUGGCAGGCCGGGUCGCCAAGGUGGUAGGGGUGGACUCCGUGGCCUCGGCGGUGGAGGACGCGCGCGUCAACGCCGCGCUCAACGGCAUCACCAACGCCACCUUUGUCACCGGCAAGGCCGAGGACGCGCUACCGGGCAUCCUAGCAACAUACGUCGACAACGCCGGCAAGGGCGCGACCCAUGGGUCAUCUGCUGCUGCUGCUUCCACUACCUCGGCUCCGUACGACAACGUGGUGGCGGUGUGUGACCCGCCGCGUGCGGGUCUGCACCGCUCCGUCAUCCGCGCCCUGCUGGGCUGCGAGAAAAUCCGUCGGCUGGUGUUUGUGAGCUGCAACCCGGAUAACCUUGUGGCCAACAUCUCGGCACUCUGCUACCCGCCCGACAACCGCAGCGGCCGGGAGAAGGGCGGCACGUACGUGGCUCGCGGCGCGGGUGCCAAGGGCGGCUACAGCUACCAGCGGGAGGAGGCGCAGGCGCCCUUCGUGCCGUACACUCCCUUCCGGCCUGUGAAGGCGGUUGCGGUGGACCUGUUCCCGCACACCUCGCAUGUGGAGGCGGUGAUGCUGCUGGAGAGGUAGAGGGAGGAGGAGGAGAGGGAAGGAGGGGAGGGAAGGAGGAGGGAAGGAGAGAGGUGUGGCUUAAGAUGGUUGGGGG